Messenger RNA from Carcharodon carcharias (great white shark), 1236 nucleotides. RefSeq names its product small integral membrane protein 4. Lineage: Eukaryota; Metazoa; Chordata; Chondrichthyes; Lamniformes; Lamnidae. Bases 812 to 1054 code for a protein of 80 amino acids. The record is from RefSeq and is a predicted model, not a curated record. The transcript is spliced from 3 exons.
CCGCUUUCCCGAAAAUGCCUGGGGGCGAGCAGUUGGAGGCAGGAAGUCGUGAUGAAAACUGCAGGAAUUCCUAUGUCAACUGCGUCCGAAAGAUUAAUCUUUAAUUCCGGGAGGCUCCAGGAGGUUGGCAACUCUACGUUACGUCAGAGAGCAGCAGUUUUUAUAUGAUUUGAAAUGUGUUUUGUGUAAAGUUGGCGAGGGCGUUUCACAAUAAAACAGGUCUACGGUGCAACUAUCACAAAGUUAAGAGAUGUAAACGCUUACCGUAAUUUUGUUUUACUGAUUCUAAAUGAGUUAAGAUGGCUUUUGCUCACCGUUCAAGAUGUUGUGAGUUCAACUAUUUAUGAAAGCCCCAGCCUCGAUUUAAAACCAGUAUGGGGGAUAUGGAAACGGUCUAAGCCCGAACUGUCCUCCUCCUGAUCCGUUGCGCUUUGUGACAACCUUUCAGUGGGGUGUGUUGAUAGACCUAUACUCACUAUUGAUACCACCAGGCUGUUAUGAGCUGGCUCCCUUUGCCCUGCCCUUCUAUCUAGAGCAGUGGUUACCGUCCGUCAGUGACAAGAGAGCUGGUCCUUAGCUGGUGCUGUCGUGCCGGUGAAAGGUCAAGAUUGCAAAGGGUAAAACGCGCUGGGAAAGGGAGGACACGGGCUGAGGACGUCUGUUUUGGUGCACUAAAGCUGCGGCUUCACCUAGCCCCCGCCCGCCCCAUUGCUCAUCUUUGGUUUAGAAAUCUGCCAGUGAGUCUGCACCCAGCCACACACAAUCCGGAUCCGGCUCAAUCCUCAGCCACAGAGCUGAAACCAAACCAGCAAUGCCGCUUAGCUACCGGGUAAAACGCUUAUUGAAUGUAGUUCCUGGGAAGGGACGGUUAGGGAUCUACCGUUUCUUGCCUUGUUUCUUUGUCCUGGGCGGUGUGCUGGAGUGGAUCAUGAUAAACGUCCGCAUUGGGCACGAAACAUUUUAUGAUGUGUACCGAAGAAAACGUUCUGAACGACAGUACCAGCAGCCAUUAGAAGAACUGUCAACAUCUGAAAAUCAGCUACCUUCCAAAUAAGUCACUUAUAAAUAAUUAGCUAAUUGCCUUCUGAAUAAUGAGACCAUUAAACUAUUUCCUUUUUAAAAUCAAUACCUUCCUGAGAUUUUUAUUUCAUCGCAUUAUAAUGAACAUACAGCAUGUUUUUGAAAAAAAUGUAGCAUUUCAUGAUCUCUUGUUUGAAUUGCAUUAAAUUGAGUCAA